AUGGCCUACGACUCGCCAUCGCCAGCAGACACCUCAGAGUUGUUGGCCCCUUCCCUCUGUCUCAACCCUGACGCCAUCGAGGAUCUUGCUCCCGUACAACCCUCAGAGGCCAAUCUCCUCCCAGACUCAUUCCCAACCCUUUCUUGGUCAGAACAGUCCUCUGCUGACCACAGAGCUGCAAAGGCUGAGAAACGACUCUGUUACCGACAUCGUCCAGACUUGCGAUCCAAACGAGCCGCUGAUGAGAUUCAACUUGAUCAACUCCAGCAGGAUAUCAAACGACUGCCUCGCCAGGAUCAACAGAUUAUCUCUCACAUCUGGUCCCUCUUCGGCUCUGCACCAGCAAGCCAUCGCCAGCUCGUCCUCAGCGGCCUCUUGACCCAAUGUUGUGUGCCCCAGCUCUCCUUCCUCUCCAACCAUCUUCAGCCUCUCCUCAAAAUUGACUUUUUGUCGAUCACUCCUCCCGAAAUCGCCUUCCGCAUCCUCUCAUAUCUUGACGCUACUUCUCUCUGCCACGCUGCCCAGGUCUGCAAGAGUUGGAGGCGUCUUGCCGAUGACGAUGUGGUCUGGCACCGGAUGUGCGAGCAACACAUUGGCCUCAAGUGCACAAAGUGCGGAUGGGGUCUGCCUCUACUAGAAAAGAAGAAAGUCAGGUCAAAGAGGCAAUUGGAUCAGCAUCAACAACAACUCCAGUAUCAACAUCAACAGCAACAACAAGUAUUACAAUACCAACAGCAACAACAGCUCGUCCAAUCACAGCAGAUCCAAGAGGUCCAGGGGGAAGCAGCGACAUCGCAUGCCAAUGGUCACACAGCCGAUGAGAGCGAUCAUGAAGACCACGAUCACCAUCACAACGACCACGGACACGGACACGGACAUGCGCACGGACAUGGCGCCGGAAGCACCAGGGUCGAAACCACACCUCCUCAUCCCUCGCCUCCAACUUCCACCGCUUCGUUGUCACCCACGGAUUCUACACCAUCUUCCGGUUGGUCAACGCGACGUCGCAGCGCACCUGACGAUAACGACAACGAAGCAGAUGCAGACCGGUCCCAGAAGCGAGCCCGUCGAGAUUCUCGCUCACCGUCGCCCUCAUCCUCAUCAUCAUCAAAGUCCGGAGCUAAGCGUUCCGCGCCCUUAUUUCAGUCACCAGAACCCCCAGUCAAGCCCACGGAGCAGGUCACCAAGAGACCUUGGAAGGAGAUUUAUUCAGAGCGUCUGAUUGUGGAGAGAAAUUGGCGAAAGCGCAACUACAGACUAAAGGCGUUCCGCGGCCACACCGACGGCGUGAUGUGUCUUCAGUUUGAUGACUCGUUCUUGAUCACCGGUUCGUACGACAACACUGCCAAGGUCUGGAAUAUUGAGACGGGCGAGUGUCUCCGCACCCUCACUGGGCACGCUCUUUGUGUGCGCGCACUCCAUUUCGACGAGGCCAAGCUGAUUACAGGAUCGAUGGAUCGCACUCUCAAGAUCUGGAACUACCACACGGGUCAAUGCAUCCGCACGCUCCAGGGACAUACCGAUGGCGUGGUUACUCUUGAUUUCGACUCUCGUAUCCUCGCUUCUGGAUCCGCCGACGCCACUAUCAAGAUCUGGAACUUUGCAACGGGCGAGUGUUCGACUUUGAAAGGCCACGGUGAUCUGGUCAACAAGGUUCAGAUCUACAAGAAGAACCUAUUGGUGUCGGCCAGUGACGAUACGACGGUGAAGUUGUGGGAUAUUGCUGCGAGGACGUGUCUCCGGACGUUUAAGGGACAUGUCGGACGUGUUCAGUGCCUGCAGACAUCAGGAGAUGCUCUGAUUUCGAUUAUCGCCGACCGUAUCCGCAAGCGACCCCAGGAGAGCACACAGAACAGCAGUUCGCAACAGGGAGCCAACGGAACCGUGUGUACCAUCAAUCGGUCGGGAGUUGUCGAGAAUGCGCCUCCAUCACCCUUGAACGAUGUCAUUUCGGAUACGGAGACCCGGAGCAUGAUGCCAAUUAUUGUGACGGGUGGAUUGGAUAACACGCUGAAGAUCUGGGAUGCGGAUUUGGGCGAGUGUCUGAACACGCUCUUUGGACAUGUUGAAGGAGUGUGGUCGCUCGCGUUUGACAAGCUGCGUAUUGUGUCUGGCUCGCUGGACAGGACGAUCAAGGUGUGGGACACGGAGAGCGGACGGUGUCUGUACACGCUGACGGGCCAUGACGGCCCUGUUACGUGUGUUGGGCUUGGGGAUACACGUAUUGUGAGCGGUUCGGACGAUGGUGUUGUCUUUGUGUGGGACUAUGGCGUGCACUCUUAG
Linnemannia hyalina is the source of this 2283-nucleotide messenger RNA. The record is from the annotation of a GenBank genome assembly. Lineage: Eukaryota; Fungi; Mortierellomycota; Mortierellomycetes; Mortierellales; Mortierellaceae.